Messenger RNA from Triplophysa dalaica, 7085 nucleotides. Its product is annotated as E3 ubiquitin-protein ligase RNF43. The record is from RefSeq and is a predicted model, not a curated record. The coding region runs from base 1032 to 3542 and encodes 836 amino acids. Gene Ontology annotation, biological process: Wnt receptor catabolic process; ubiquitin-dependent protein catabolic process. Gene Ontology annotation, molecular function: frizzled binding; ubiquitin protein ligase activity. NCBI's taxonomy places the organism in Eukaryota, Metazoa, Chordata, Actinopteri, Cypriniformes, Nemacheilidae. The transcript is spliced from 9 exons.
CACACAUACACACACACGCCAGAGUUACUCACACUUCAACUUUACACUUUUCCAGCGAUCCUUGCCGUUCGGAUAAGCGACACGCGGCUUAUAUAUCAAACCAAGAACACCGCCUUUGGGAUUUCUGCUCAAGAAAUCACUGGAUUUCAGGACAUGAAUCUGCUGAGAAUCUGUUUUAACGUGAGGAAGAACUGAACGGCGAACGGGCUUGUAAAGGCACAACAGAUUGUUCAUCUUAAUUCAUUCACGACCGUGGAAGUAAACGUUCGUCAACAUCGCUCUUCAACAGGCGAAUCGCUCGGCAAAACGUUUAGCAGUUUCGCCGCUCUUGUUUUACUCAGAUAAUACUUUUUUUCUACUUUUUUUUCAUUUUUCUCGCGGGACCUGACGGGGAAACUUUACAAGCUGUUAUUUUGUCGUAGGCUUUGAGUCGAGCAACAUUGAUACAAUGUCGCAUUGAUGGAUACAAUCUUUCAACCUGUCGCGCGCUGGAAUGUCUGGAAUCCUUUGAAGUGGACGCGACGCGAAAAUGAGUAAUUAUGGCGUGACUUUAUCAAUCACUGCGCGCGGGAAACCAGACGGAAAUCAUAAUGUGCUUCUGAUCAUAUAGAUCUGACCUCAGGUGAUCGGACUCUAUGGGUCACCUGUGCGCGAUCCCAUCUGUCCACUUUGGAUUAAUGUGCGCAUGUCAUAUUUCACGUUUAGCUGUCAGUGACACGGGCCAGCUCACGCAAACUAACAUUUAAUCGAUACUAAACUGCCUUUUGAUUACGUGUGUGUGUGAUAACAAGUGAUAUCAGUUUUAUAAACAGUAUAAUUGUUUAUUAACUAUGCUUUUGUUUGAAAGACACCACUUUAAGUAGGUGUUGAUGAAAAAGACAUUAAAGAGACUUCAGAAGCCACUGACAUCUCUGGGCACGUUCAGUGGAUAGCUGGGAAUUCUUUAUUUUAAUUUUUUUGCUGGGCUCUGAUUGGCAGCUCUGUGGACAGUGCAUCAUGGAUGGCCGGAGCCCGCCCCUGCGCCCGGGACAAUGAGGGUUCCUGUGUGGCGAUUGGCCGGGCUCUGGCCGUGGCUACUCAUGGCCACCUUGCAAGUGGCGUUGGGCCACACGGGUUUGGAACUGGCUGCUGCCGUGGAGUCCGAAAGGUCGGCACCCAAAGCCGUGAUCAAAGUGACCCUGUUGAAGCAGGAGCCCACCAGCAGGCCCAUCACACUGGAGGGGGUGUUUGCCGGAGGCAGUGCUGGCUAUGCCGAGGGAAAACUGAUGCAGUCUCACCCACUGUCUCUGUGUAACACCAGUGAGGACGAGCGACAGGAGAGCAUCUUCAUCAGCAUCGUCAAACUCGAGAGUCCGGAGAGCAAAGUGCCACAGUGUCAACCGCUGCUGGACAAAGCUAGAUUGGCUCUUCAGAGAGGGGCUCAGGCUGUUAUCUUUGAUAUUACAGAUGAUGGCAGUGCUGCUCAGGAACUGCGUGACUCUGGUUCUCUGCCGCGGCCGGUCGUGUUGGUGAAGUCAACAGACGCUGAAGAAUUGAUGGGUCUGGUCAAUAAGAACGAGGAAGCCAUGGUGCUGAUAGACAUCAUGAUGGAAACUCCUAAAUGGCCUCACUAUGAUGUUGGCAUUCUCCUGACCGUCGCUCUGGCUGUGUUGGCCAUCAUCAUGAUCUUUGCUCUGCGAUUCCGCUGCAGAUCCAACAGAACCUGGGACUCCGUGCACCAGCAGACCAUGAGAGCCAUCAGCAGAUUGGAGACCCGCACGUAUACGUCUCCAGGCUGCAGCGGAUCCCAGGGUUCCCAUGGAGCUCUGGGGUCCAACAGCAGCUCCGGAUCCAGCCCAGUCUGUGCCAUCUGUCUCGAGGAGUUCAUGGAUGGCCAGGAUUUGAGGAUUAUCUCCUGUGCUCAUGAAUUUCAUAGGGAGUGUGUGGACCCGUGGCUCCUGCAGCACCGCACAUGCCCGCUGUGCAUGCACAACAUCAUGGGUAAACAGCCUCAGGGUCCAGAGGUGACAUCCCGUCAGCCACAGAGAUCCCGCCUCCCGCCCCCUCCACCGGACCACCACAGCCAGGCCUUUCUCCUCCCUCAUCACUAUUCAAACCCACACCCUCACCCCCAGCACCAAAUCCCCUUCUCCAUGCGGCAUCACUAUCCCCGCACCCCCUCUGGGCCAUUACCCCAGUUUGGCCAUUAUGGCAACUCUCCCCCACUCCAUCCCCGCACCCUACGAUGUUUUCCCAGCACACCGUUGAGCGCUAGUUGCGUUUACCAUCUCGGCCCGGAAGCCCGUCACGGACGCCCGCACAGAACAGGAGGGCACAGGUGCCGGGCCGUAGGGCAUCACUACGGUCCUAGACGGCCGUGCACCCGCUGCCCCUCAGGGGUCCCGCGGAACCCUUCGGGCUCCCGUUCGUCACCCGCAAACCACGCGGCCCACCAUCACGUCCCACGCGGUGGAGGCACGCACGGUCGCCAAGACGACGGCAGCUGCUCAGGAGGGAGCUACCGCACGGAUCGCAGCGGUUACCUUCCCGACGUGCCAGUUAGCGAUUCCAGUUCGGGAUCGUGCCACGGCUCGUCCAGUGACUCAGUUCUAAAUUGUACGGACAUCAGCCUGCAGGGCGUGUACGGCAGCUGGUCCACGUUUCGCAGUUCGCUCAGUAGUGACUAUGACCCGUUUGUGUAUUGCGGGCCGGGCAGAGGGAGUGCAGAGGCCACGGAAAGACCUCGAUCUCUGGACUCGGUAGUGAACCGCUCGGGAAACGGACCUGGCGUUGAUGGGAACGCGAUGUGCUCGGAGGAGCAGCAACAACAGGUGGCUGUUUUCAGUCACGUCCACUAUCACAGACAUAGACACCACUAUUAUGAGGAGGGAGAGGUGAGUCAAGGGCCAGGCCGGGGCUCGGAUGAGGAACAGGGGGCAGCGGGUGGCCCUUCUAAUGCAGCUAAAGACAAAGACUCUACAGGGUGUCAGAUGCAGCAUCUUUCAUGCAACUGCCCCAAAACAGACAUGGGUUCGAGGGGUUUUGAGGACACAGACCCCUCCGGCCACUCCGUGGUCGUACCUUCCUCUUCUUUCACCUCUCCGUCACCCUCUUGUUUCCACAAGGGCACAGCAUGGCCCACCAGACGGAAAACAACCAGCUGUACGUUGGAAGCGACUCCCGGACCUUCGCCGGUUGUUCAUUUCCAUCAAAACUUGGACCUUCAAGAGGAUUGUAGCCUUCAUAUUCACUACGGACAGGGAGCGGGAAGCUAUUGCUACUCGCCUCCUCCAGAUGUGGCCCCCACGCUGCUGCCGGUUCCUCUGAUUUUGGACUCUACGGGAAUGACGGACUGGCCGUGUUGUGGGGGGGCUCACGUGGUGUGGCAGAAACAGGUUCAGCAGGCCUGUUCAGAGCCUCAGCUUCAAAAUUCUGCCUCUGCGGUGGACAGACCCCUGUGUAGGGCUCAUCACAGGCCAGGGGACGAACUUCCUAGAGACAUCUGCCUGUACUGCCAAACUUUACACAAUAGUCAGGGGUCAGAGGAAGAGUCUGGUGUUUGAGAAACACAUUGUCCCAAUCUCCUCACGCUGCUACACAAGAGCCGAUACGGACAAAACUCUUCGGCUGUCUCUCUUGCUGUCUUUUUCACACACACACAUCUGUAUACAUUCACAAACAUCCUUUACAACAUCAAACUGCAUUUUCCAGAGCACCCUGACCUCAGAAUAUCCUUCAUCAGCUAUCUGUUCAGUCAAUUUUUGACUUACAUCAUCCAUCCCGUACAUUGUGAAAGCCCACACAGUCAUCUGCCCAUAUUUCACACAGAUGCCACAAUUGCUACCAAGUUCCGCGUUGGAAUACAUUUUCUUCUUCUACGUCCGUUUUCUCCUUCAGGUCAAGAAACAGUUUCACGACAGAGACAUGACAUAUUACAAGAAUGUAUGUUAAACUGCUUGGGCGAUUGCAUUCGAGUAGAGUAUGUUUAAUAGCAUCCAUUUGUUAUCUCGCAUGCCCACCUGCUCAUUCUGACACUACCUGCCCCUUCUGUUUCAUUUCUUAAAAGUUAUACACCAGUUUAGCUUUCCUGGGCCGGUCAACGUUCAACCGUCCGGCUCACAGAUAAGCGGUUUCCAGCACUACCUCAGAUAAGCAGAAAAGUCCUGGUACUUCAAAGGUACAUAUCCAGUAGCCUCUCUUUACCUUUGAUAGAUAUAAACUCAGAGCAGAGAUAAAGAUCUUCAUAUAAUCUGUCCCUGGAGAAAAGAAGCUCCAGUGCUUUCUCACGGGUUUUCCACGUUCAGUUGUGGCAGCUGUUAUUUACUAAAUGAAUUGACUGAAUAUAUGGGGAAUGUUGUGAAGACGCUUUCCGUUUCGGUUCCGCUGUCUGUCAUUUGUUGCGGCUAAGGACUACGUUCCCAUAGUGCUUUACCUUCAAGUCCCUUUAGUCACGUAACCUAUUAACCUUGUUGUGGGCCCUUAAAGGGACACCGACAUUUUACAGAACGUCACCAGCAUACAAGCUCACAACUGCCUGUGUCCUUUAAAAUGAACAUUACAUGAAGUUUGUACAUUUGAUGUAAUCUACUGACAUAAUGCAAUGCCCAGCCGACCACCUAAAAACUUGAUUCUCUUUACACACACAGAGUGUAGUAACAUUUAUCUUUGCUCCGUUACCCAGAAGUCUCUAUUGCCAAAUAUUUAAAUAAAAUCUCUCAAAAACAGCCCUCCCAUUUCAAUAGAAGCAUCUGUGCCGUGUUGUUCAUUACCACAAAAAAUGUUCAAAAUUAAACAAGUAUUUUUAGCAGUAUUGCAUCUCCAAUGAUAAGCCACAUUUCUAUUUUCAAGUUAAGCGUUUAAUUUGUCUUUUCUAUAAUGUUGAAUGUUUCAAUCAUGAACACGGUCAUUUCUGGAUGACACAUGAGGCUCGUAUCCAUGGUUUUACUAUAGUAAAAGUGUAUUUACCAUGUUUUUAGCAGAUUCAUUACCACUUGUUUCACCACAGUUCAACUACAAAUAGUGAGACUUUUUUGUGGUUGCUUUGGUUUUACUACAAAUGAAGAGUUUGGUUCCAAAAUAUUUGUUUUUUAAAAAUCAUGUUUUUUACUGUGCAUUCCGAUUAAAAUAAAUCAAACUGCACUUGGUUUGUUUUGAUUUAAGCCAUAAUAACAAAAAAGCAGCUAACUAACUCAAUAAAACACAAUUAAAAACAUGAUAACAUAAUAAAAAAACAUGAUUUUGUUUUAUUUUAAGGACUCGUUCAUUUAGAAAAGCGAUACUGUAUUUUAAUAAUCUCUUAUAGUUUACACACACGGGUCAUUCUGCGGUCAGACUAUACUUUGAACAUGCAAAAUUCUUUCUGACAGUGCUGCGAAAAUAGGCUAGAGCGAUUCUUCCAUCUUUUACAUUUCUGUACCCAAAGGUAACUCUGGGACAUUUAGAUCUUCUAUUGGGCUCAUGCACUCACGUGGAGUGAAUUUGCAGGUCAGAGUUCACCAAACUUGAACUUUGCUACGCAGCGAAAUGUCUUUGGACAUACUUGCGUUUCCCGUCUGAUGCAUUCGCAUGUGUAUGAAUAGAAGUCAAUGGAACGAAAAGUCUACUGUGACCAUCAAAUUCAUUUUAAGAAACUUAGGUCCUAGGAUCCUUAACAGGCUAAAUAAAAGAAUUCUUGUACAGACAAAUCCAUUGAUGCUUUUAUAAAAGUUAAAACUUUUACAGAUGUGUUUCUUAACCUUCUGGUAUACCACGUCUAUUGUUAACACGUUAAUGUACACCUGAUUCUUUGACUCAUUGAUGGGCGGUUUCCCGCACAGGCAUUAAGACUAGUACAAGACUAAAAUGAAUGUUAGAGCGGUCUAAACUGACAACAGCUUGGUCUGACACAUCUCAAAAUACAGUGCAAUUGUUUUGUCUCAGAAUGCAGAAAAUUAAUGAUAAAAUGAACUACUUAAAUGCCCUAAUUUAACCAAGGCCUAGUCCUGAUUUAAACUAAUCUCUGUCUGGGAAACCACCCUUGUUGGUCUAAAACUGUUUCUUGGUGAUAAUCAGCAUGACACAGAUGCUUGUCAUAGGCUUUCACUUCUAUUGGAUACAUUUAUUUUAUGGAAAAAACACUGGAAAUCUUGCUGUGGCAAAAAUUCAUUUCAUUGUUUAUAUAUUUGCUGUAAGAUGUCAAAUGAAAAUGUAUGCACAUUUGUAGCUGUUUUCUCACUAGCUGAACCACAUUUUCAUUGCCAUAUUUCUGUAUGUAAUCAUUUUCUUUCAUGGUCAAAUGGUCACUCUUUCAUAACUCCCAUUUUGGUCAAAGGGUAAAAGCUCUUUAAGGCUUUUCUCUAAAUCCAAUCUUUAUGACAGUUUUUUUUAAAUCCAUAAAGAGAUGGUGCAUUUCUAGAAAGUUCAAUUUCUAGAAAAUUGAUGUAGAACUUUAGAUUGACUGAUUUAGAAUGUUUUAUAUCUAUGCAAAGUGUUCAUGUCUGAAUGGCCACGCUGGAUUGGCAAUUACUUUAUCAACCAAAGACACAGCAGGUGUAUGUGUGUUGUUCAUUUGUCCAAACAAACUACAGGCACACGAUUGUCUUUCAUUUCAAGUUAGUUGUCGAUUAUUGCCUUUGUCUAGAAAUGAUGCAAACUGCACUUUGCCAUGAAAAAUAUGCAUGUGAUUCAAGAGAGGAACUCAAAGUGAAAGCAGUAUGUAGCUACUAAUUCUACACAAUAUAACGUCAAUCAAUGUAAUGUCACUAAACAAUAAUGUCUGAUUUUUUUUACCUUCGGUCGAUGUGUUUGUUGUCACUCAUGUCUUUAUUGUUUAUUUGCUCUUUUUCGACAGAGAAUUACCUGAAACUGCCUUUGUAAUAAAGCAAAGUCCCUUCAGAAAUCCAGGGAUAUGCCAGUAUAUUUUCAAUAUGUUGUGUUUUAAAAGAAAGAUAAAACAGUUCUGAGAUAAAGUGUUGUAUUUUAUAUAUUAUAGAACAUUUCAAUAUGGCAAUGUCGCUAAUAUAUUUAUUUACUAAUAUAUUUAUCCAUUUUCGUCCAGGUCUGAGAAAGUUAAAGAUGUUGUUUUCUCACUUUUGGAAUGUUAUCUUUACAAAACUUACAGCUGCCAU